This is a messenger RNA of Capronia coronata CBS 617.96, 1224 nucleotides long. RefSeq lists its product as uncharacterized. The transcript is spliced from 3 exons. The record is from RefSeq and is a predicted model, not a curated record. Lineage: Eukaryota; Fungi; Ascomycota; Eurotiomycetes; Chaetothyriales; Herpotrichiellaceae. The coding region runs from base 1 to 1224 and encodes 407 amino acids.
AUGUCGGUCACAACUACCACCAGCGUCGGGCGGACGAUCCUGACAAUGGAUUCGGCAUACGGCACAAUCCAACGCAGCGUAUCAACUGCGCCGCCACGGGAAGCGACGCGUGAAGAGAUCCCCCUCAUUGACGUGAGUGGCAUUUACAGCGAGAACAUCGAGGAUCGCAAGGCCGUGGCAACCCAAUUCAGAGACGCGGCCAUCAACACCGGCUUCUUCUACAUCAAAAACCAUGGUGUCGAUUCCGAGCUCAUUGACAAUGCAUACCAAAACGCCCUGAGAUUCUUCCAUCAGCCCGAAGAGAUCAAGAAACGAAUCAGUAAAGACAAGUUCAAGUUCUUCAACGGAUAUUCAGCCAGGUAUACAACUCACGGCAACAAGACGGAGUCGACAGACCGCAAAGAGCAUAUUGCGUUUCAAUAUCAGCCAGAACUCGACCCCGCAUAUGACUCUCUGCCACAUCCCAUCCCGCUAUCCAUGAUUCCAGAAGAGAUGCAUCCUUGGUUGAAGGGAGAGCCCGAGAUCUGGGAGGGUGUUUCGAACCUCCCAGGUUUCAAGGAGGCGUGGGUAGCUUACUACCGCAGCUGCCUCACCCUUGCUCGGAGCAUGACUCGUACUUUCGCACUGGCAUUGGAGCUCCCCGAGAACUACUUUGACGAUAUCGUCACCUAUCCCGGCGCCGAUGCCACUAUCGCCUACUACCCUGGAGCCGAGCCGGGCGAGAAGGUGGAUCUCAGCCCACAGAAUGUCGGCUUGGGAAGCCAUACGGACAACACGGGUUUCACGCUCCUAUGGCAGGACAUGGUUGGAGGUCUGUUGGUGCUCAACCGAAAGGGGGAAUGGAUCAAGGCAUCCCCAAUUCCCGACACUUUUGUCGUCAACAUCGCCGAUUUUUUCCAGCGCAUGACCAAUGAUCGAUGGGUCAGUACGGUUCACAAGGUUGAGAUCAAUAGGUCGCCCGAGCCCAGAAUAUCAAUGCCUUUCUUUUUCGGUGAGAACCCUUCUGCUUUCUCCAGAUGCCCUUGUUGUCCCAAUGCUGUUUACAACGUUGUUCUGGGACUCCCAACUGACAUGGGCGCACUUGCUAGGCUUCAAUCUCAGCGCUACUUGCGGCGUCCUGCCAUCAUGUGUUACUCCAGAAGAACCUGCCAAAUACGAACCAAUCUCCUGCGGAGAGGUAAGACCCCGAUCCAUGACCUUGUGCCCCUGGUCUCUGGCAUAUAG